This is a messenger RNA of Aaosphaeria arxii CBS 175.79, 1542 nucleotides long. RefSeq names its product beta-lactamase/transpeptidase-like protein. The transcript is spliced from 3 exons. Lineage: Eukaryota; Fungi; Ascomycota; Dothideomycetes; Pleosporales. The coding region runs from base 186 to 1400 and encodes 404 amino acids. The record is from RefSeq and is a predicted model, not a curated record.
UUCCUCUAGCCCACUUGCCUGAUUAUUUGAACUGUGCGACGUCACUCUUCGCGGCAGACGAUUCGAUAAUAAAAGACAUCAGAUAGAUACACCUGACUGGCUUCAACUACUUCAGACGAUUCGAUAAUAAAAGAUAUCAAGUAGAUACACCUGACUGGCUUCAACUACUUCAAACUUGAUCCAUCAUGGCAGAUUUCGAGAAAGCUCUAGAGAGUGCAGUCUCUCAACAACACAUCUCAGGCGCCGUCGUGCAAGCCCGAAACCGUGAUGGGUCCUUCAACUACUGCAAAGCCCUCGGAAGCGACCCAGACUCUAAGCCCUACGCGCUCAACACCGUAAUGUGGAUAGCCUCCUGCACCAAACUCAUGACCUCGAUCAGCGCACUCCAGCUCGUCGAGCGCGGCCAAGUUACCCUCGACGACCCCAUCUACAAGCACAUCCCCGAACUGAAAGACCACCCCAUCCUGGAGGACUUCAAUGAGGACGGCUCUCCCAUAGAGACGCCGCACAAGACGCCCAUCACCCUGCGCCACCUGCUCACGCACUCGAGCGGCUUGUCCUACGACGCCCUGCACCCGAAGCUCAUCGCGUGGUUGAAGUACCACGGCCGCGAGCCCAGCACAAGCGGUAAGCUUCUCGAGCGAUUUAGCGCCCCGUUGGUGUUUGAGCCCGGAACGAGCUGGAUGUACGGCCCUGGUAUUGAUUACGCUGGGUUGCUGGUUGAGCGGAUUUCGGGCCUCACUUUGGAGGAGUACAUGAGGAAGAAUCUGUGGGAGCCACUGGGAAUCAAGGAUAUGACGUUUAAGCUUUCGACGAGGCCGGAUCUUAGUGAGAGGAGGGCGCGCAUGUCGAAGAGGCCUGAGGGGUCGGAAACGGUGGGCGCAUGGGAUGAGAAGGAUGUCAACGCCACUGCCGACGGUAGUGAGCUUGAGGAUUGUCUUGGUGGGCAGGGUGUUUACACUAGCAUCGAGGAAUACUUGAAGGUCCUCGUAGGGCUUUUAACGACAGAUGAGAACGAGAAGAUCUUGAAGAAAGAGACUGUGGAACUGUUCUUCACGCCAAACCUCGGGGAAGGUAGCACCGCCAUGCUUAACGCUGUUUUGCAGGACGACAUGUCUAACAAUGCCAUGGGUGGACUUCCAAAGGACAUCAAGAAGGAUUGGGGUCUCGGUGGCUUACUCGUCUGUGGCGAUGUGCCGAAUGAGAUGAAGGAAAAUACUAUGAUUUGGGGUGGCUUGCCGAACUUGAUCUGGUGGGUUGAUCGCAAAGACGGGGUCUGUGGCCUCUUUGCGACGCAAUUGUUGCCUACUGGUGAUUCCAAAUGCGCGGUACUUAACAGGCAAUUCACUGCUGGAAUUUAUCAGCUAUAUGCGAAGCAUCGCGUGAGUCCACGCCUGUGAUUACCAAAGAUAGGCAGUCGUUGACUAUAAGGAGGGCACGUCUUGAACGAUACCUGCUCUGAUAUAGGCAUCUUAUUAAAAAUCCGAAAUGGAGACUGAGCAGGCCUGCAUCAGGACAUAACGCAUCAUGUUGUUUUCUUUC